GGUUUCCUGUCAAAACGCAUAUUCUUUCUUUUGCAACUGAACGUCAUUGAAGUGUUUAAUUACAUCUCAAAGAAAUAAACAGUAAAGAUGGUUGCUAUCAAGAAACAGAAAAAGGCUUUAGAAAGCACCAAUGCACGUCUUGCUUUGGUUAUGAAAUCCGGCAAAUAUUGCCUGGGUUACAAACAAACAUUGAAGACUUUACGUCAAGGCAAAGCUAAGUUAGUUCUUAUUGCUAGCAAUACUCCUGCCUUAAGGAAGUCUGAAAUUGAGUACUACGCUAUGUUGGCAAAGACAGAGGUUCAGCACUACAGUGGUACCAAUAUUGAAUUAGGUACUGCCUGCGGUAAAUAUUUCCGUGUAUGCACAAUGUCUAUUACGGAUCCUGGUGAUGCUGAUAUCCUUCGUUCGAUUCAAGAUAAUUAAAAAGUUGCUGUUAAAGUAAAACUUUUUUAAUAAAAGAAAGGAGUUUUAUAAGAAAAAAA
Teleopsis dalmanni is the source of this 482-nucleotide messenger RNA. It is a transcript of the gene RpL30, whose product is annotated as 60S ribosomal protein L30. Gene Ontology annotation, cellular component: cytosolic large ribosomal subunit. The coding region runs from base 88 to 423 and encodes 111 amino acids. NCBI's taxonomy places the organism in Eukaryota, Metazoa, Arthropoda, Insecta, Diptera, Diopsidae. Gene Ontology annotation, molecular function: structural constituent of ribosome; RNA binding. The record is from RefSeq and is a predicted model, not a curated record. The transcript has 4 exons.